Molecule: messenger RNA, 639 nt
Organism: Leishmania braziliensis MHOM/BR/75/M2904
Lineage: Eukaryota; Euglenozoa; Kinetoplastea; Trypanosomatida; Trypanosomatidae
Exons: 1
Coding region: 1-639 (212 amino acids)
Cellular component (GO): endoplasmic reticulum
Source: RefSeq, a predicted model, not a curated record
AUGCCCGCGCUCAGGGUGGUGCUCUCACUGUGCUUGGUCGCCUUGGUAGCGACGACGUGCUGCUCGCAGGUGACGCAGGAUGUGGAGAUGAAUCCUCAUCCGCUGGUGUUUGUGUCCAAGACGACCUCGAGCGACGACAUCGUCCUUGGCACCUCCCUCGAGGUUUCAGUCACAGUGACGAACUACGGUCAGAGUCCUGCCUUCGAUGUGCAGAUAUCUGACCAUCUGGAGGACGGCUCGCUGCAGAGCAAGUUCAUCGCCUCCCUCCCCUACGGCGCGUCAGAGACGCUGCGCUACACAGUGACCCCCAGUGCACUGGGUAACUACGCCGUUUCCGUCGCUGAGGUGACGUACAACGUUGAGCAGGGCAAUGCUGCGACGUCCCGCAAGGCUCUCAGUAACAUGAUCCGCGAGAGUGAGGCGUAUUACUACGGCGAUGGUGUCGACGACGAGAGCUUCCGAGGCUUCAUCUCUGUUUUCACACGCGACCGCUAUGAACGCCUGCACGCGCGCUACAUUAAGGAAUCGACAGCCUACCUCUUUCUAGGCGCAAUCCCAGCGCUGUUUCCCUACGUGCUGUACCGCGUAAAGCAGAGCGAGGUGGACUCGCUGCUCCGUCAGCGCAAGGCCAACAAGUAG